Messenger RNA from Effrenium voratum, 678 nucleotides. The record is from the annotation of a GenBank genome assembly. Lineage: Eukaryota; Dinophyceae; Suessiales; Symbiodiniaceae.
AUGGAGAAGAAACUGCAGAAGCAGGUGACCGGGGCGAGCGACACAGAGACCUGGAGCUUGAAGUCUAUGGCUCGCCUGAAAAGCCUCAGCACCAUGAGCACCACGUCCUCCUUUGCACGCUCCUUUUCACGCCUGAGCACUUCGCCCCUGGAAUUCGUCGACUUGGAAGAUGAGGAGGAACUGGAAUUCAAGUUGGUUGUGAAGGCAACCUUCUUGGAGUAUAUUCCUGUUGAGGGCUCGCUGCCUCACUGCAAGAGCGAUUCGUCCUUGGUGGUGAGCCAGUCGCGGCCGCCUUACGUCCAUCCGACGGAUGGCACCGACCUCCGUGCAGCAGAGUCAGAAACAGAACUGCCGGAGGGAGUGCCCUCAGUGGGAUCGAUGUUGCACGAGCUGCAGCGGUGCCGACCCUGUGCAUGGUUUUGGAAGCCUAAGGGCUGCGCGAACGGCUCCAGUUGCAGGCACUGCCACUUGUGCCCUGCAGGCGAGCUGACGCGACAGAGGAAGGUACAUCGAUGCAUGGCAAGGCAGAGGAGACAGGACCAAGGAACCGCGCAAUCGCCAGAGACGCCGCAGGUCUCCUUCGUGCCGGUCCUUUUCCAUGUUAUGCCCAGGAUGGGCCCGAAUGUGCAAUUUUGUGACGGACAGCCCGUCAACCCCACUCUUCUAGGCCGAAUUUAG